UUCAUUUCUCCCCCCUCAUUCUUUUAUCUCUCCAUCCAUCCUCACUCCCUCAAACAUCAUCAUCAUCAUCAUGGCCAACAUCGACCCCCGGGGAGUGCUCUUCCCCGCCUACGUGGACCAGGUGGCCGAGGCCCAGCCCGAGGCCAUCUACGCAGAAUUCCCCAACCACCCCCUGAGCUACGACUACGGCUUCCGCAAGAUCACCUACCGCGACCUGGCCAAUGCCAUCAAUGGCGUCGCCAAAUGGCUGAUCGAGACCCUGGGACCCGGUCAGGACGAAGUGCUCGCCUACUUCGGGCCCACCGAUGUCCGAUACCCCGCCCUGGUGUUCGGAGCUCUGAAGGCGGGAUACGUCAUGUACCUCCCCUCGCCGCGCAACAGUCCCGCCGCGCACCGCCAUCUCCUCCAGACGCUGAACUGCACCAAGCUGCUCGUCACGACCCCCCGUCCCCCGCCCGUCGCGGGCAUCAUCGCCGCCGCCCCUCUCGACGUGUUCGAGCUCCCCGGCGUCAACGACUUGCUCGGCACGACGCACCCGCACAUCCCCUUCACCAAGACCUACCCUGCCGCUGCGGACGAGCGCUGCGUGAUUGUUCACACUUCCGGCUCCACGGGCAUCCCCAAGCCCAUCAUCUGGACCCACGAGUCCAUCAUGCGGUACUACAACAUGGCGGGCCUCGCCGCCCCCGAGGGUGACUUUAACCAGUGCGACUUGACCCAGGGCAAGCGCCAAUUCCUGUGCCUGCCGGCCUUCCACUCUGGCGGGUUGGCCAGUCUGAGCUUCAUGGCCGUUCCCUCGGGCAUGACCAGCGUCUGUCCCAUCUCGGGCAUCCCCACGGCCGCCGGCAUGGUCGCGGCGUUGAAGAAGACCCCCUUCGACGUCGCCCUGGUGCCCCCCUCCGUCAUUCUGGAACUGGCCGCCGCCCCGGACCUCCUGGACUACGUCAGCCAGCACAUGAGCCACCUGGGCUACUGCGGCGGGGAUCUCCCCCAGGCCGUGGGCGAGCUCGUCGCGUCGCGCAUCCCCCUCAUCAAUCACUAUGGCGCCUCGGAGAUGGGCAUGCUGCACUUGAUCCAGUCCCCCCACCGCGACCCCCUGACGGACUGGGGAUACGUCCAGGUGCACCCCGGCCUGGGCAUCGAGUUCCGCCCCACCACCGCGACGGAAUCCGAGCUGGUGAUGGUGCACCGGCCAGAGCUCACGUCCUUCCAGAUGCCGCCGACCAUUUUCCCCGGCAUCGAAGAGUACCACAGCCAGGACCUCUUUGUGCGGCACCCCGACCCUGCGAAAGCCGAUCUCUGGCGCUGGAGUGCCCGUCUGGACGACAUCAUCACCUUCCUCAACGGCGAGAAGACCAACCCCAUCUCCAUGGAGCAGCACAUCGUGGCCAGCAACCCGGACGUGUCCGUGGCGCUGCCCAGCCCUGAGCCCCCAGCAGCGCGCCGACGCCAUCGAGCGGCUGUGGCCCAGCAUCGAGGCCGCCAACGCCGAGUGCCCGGCCCACGCCCGCAUCACCAAGACGCACAUCCUGUUCACCAGCCCGGACAAGCCCUCCCGCGCUCCGGCAAGGGCACCGCCCAGCGCGCCGCCACUCUGGCGCUGUACGCCCCGGAGCUGGACGCCCUGUACGCCGACGCCGACACCCUAACCGUGCGCGACGGCCCCAGCACCGGCCCUGGGCCCGUGGAUGACCCUGCCGCCAUCUCCGCCUUCAUCGAGACGUCCCUCCUGGCCGUCACCGGCUGGACCCCCGACGCCCUGUCCGCGGAGAGCUUCUUCCACUCCGGCCUCGACUCCCUGCAGAUCCUCACCCUCUCGCGCACCCUGCGCAACGGCCUGCAGCUGCCCGAGAUCAUCCCCAACCUGAUCUACCGCCACCCGAACUGCAAUCCCAACUCCAACCCUCCCCUCCUCCUCCUCCUCCUCCCAUCCCCCUCCCAACCCCAAACCAUCAUCCUCACCGGCUCCACCGGCACUCUGGGAAGCUACCUCCUCGCGGCCCUCCUCAACAACCCUAACAUCAGCCACAUCCACUGCCUGAACCGCAACCCCUCCGCAUGCAGCAUCCAACAAUCGCAAGCCCUGAAAUUCCACCUGCCCGCGCUCUCCCCCUCCGACCCGCGCCUCACCUUCCACACAACCGACCUCACCCGUCCCGACCUGGGCCUCUCCCCCUCCACCCUACAAACCCUCCGCACCACCACCACCACCCUCAUCCACAACGCCUGGACAGUCAACUGGCUGCUGCCCCUCCAGUUCUUCAAGCCCCUUCUCACGGCCACACUCAACCUACUCAACUUCUGUGCCGAUGCCCCCUCCUCCCCGCACUUCUUCUUCCUUUCCACCGUGGGCUCCGUCACCCCGUCCACAUCCCCCUCCAUCCCGGAGCAAAUCGUCACCACUACCCUCCCCGCGGCGAACGCCUACUCAAACAGCAAGUACAUCGCAGAGCACCUCAUCGCCUCCGCCACAGCCAGAUCCCCUUCUCUCCGCGCGUCUAUCGCCCGCGUCGGACAGGUCGCCGGUGCGGUCCGCGCACCCGGUCUCUGGUCCCGAACAGAAUGGUUCCCCAGUCUCGUUCGCUCCGCCGCCCAUCUCCGUGCCCUGCCGGAUUCCCUCGGUCCCAUGAGUAAUCUCGACUGGGUCCCGAUUGAUCUCCUCGCCGAUGUGCUCGUCGAACUGGCCGUAUCCCCUGUUCCGUCUGCAGAGGAGGAGGAGGAGGAGGAGGAGGGCAGCGAGGGUAAGGGUAACUUGAACGUGUAUCAUCCGCACAACACCCACAAGGUGCAGUGGACUACUCUCCUCCCGACUAUCGCCUCUGCUCUUCCCGAUCCCGAAUCCUCUUCCUCUCCGAUGGAAACUAUCCCCCUGGCGGAAUGGAGAGCGCGCGUCGCCGCUGACGUGGCGAAGACCGCGGGCGACGCGCCAGACAACCUGCAGAUCGUCCUGGAGCGGAAUCCCGCGGCCAAGUUGGCGGAUUUCUGGAGCGUGUUGGAGGGGGUUGGUGCCGAGGGGUCGGUCAUGGUGUUUGAGACGGAGAGGACGCAGAGGGUCAGUGGGUUGUUGGGCGGCGUGGAGGGGGUCAAGGGGGGUUGGGUGGAGAAGUGGGUGGGGGAGUGGUUUGCUUGA
This is a messenger RNA of Aspergillus heteromorphus CBS 117.55, 3130 nucleotides long. RefSeq names its product acetyl-CoA synthetase-like protein. Lineage: Eukaryota; Fungi; Ascomycota; Eurotiomycetes; Eurotiales; Aspergillaceae. The transcript has 6 exons. The record is from RefSeq and is a predicted model, not a curated record. The coding region runs from base 71 to 3130 and encodes 1019 amino acids.